Pichia membranifaciens NRRL Y-2026 is the source of this 718-nucleotide messenger RNA. RefSeq lists its product as hypothetical. Gene Ontology annotation, biological process: mitochondrial electron transport, NADH to ubiquinone. The transcript has a single exon. NCBI's taxonomy places the organism in Eukaryota, Fungi, Ascomycota, Pichiomycetes, Pichiales, Pichiaceae. The coding region runs from base 65 to 613 and encodes 182 amino acids. The record is from RefSeq and is a predicted model, not a curated record.
CGAGAGCAGGAGGCAGAGGGAGAGAGAAGUCAGACAUAAGUCCACAAAAACCAGCACAGCAAAGAUGUCUACGUCCAACACCUACGACACGAUUUCCACGUCGAACUUCACCGAUAAGAAGAAGGGAACCGAGUACGUUUUCGAAAACGAUAAACUUCCAGAGGAGAUUCCACAUGUGAAGGAGAUCGGGGCCACCACGGGUCCGUUGCUCAGCGCCUCGUUCUUCAUUGCAGACAGAUGCCAGGACUUCAAUGACGAUUUCAUGCUCUGCCAAAAAACCAACGGUACUAACGGUACCGUGAACUGUCUCCAAGAGGGCCGUAAAGUGACAAGAUGCGCUGCGAGCGUGUUAGCGGACCUGAAUGCUCAUUGCAAGAAAGAGUUCGAGAUGCACUACAAGUGCUUGAACUACUCGAACAUGGAGUUCAAGAACUGCAGAAAGGCCGAACACUUGCUCAACGACUGUGUUUUCACCAGCUUGAAGCUGGCCAAGAAGAUUCCGGGCGACGGCGGCAGAGAGGUCUUCAAGGAGGGCCACCAAAUAUACAAACCAAUCCAUCCUCACUUUCCGAGUGAAAAGGCUUACGACUUAGCAAAGAAGGAGUCCGCAUGAUCACGAUCAGCCAGAUGAUCUUUUUCCAAAACAGAAACGAGACAGAAGCACGAAUCCGCUGCUCCGAUCACCAAAUACACCCCAGCCACUAGUAUAUCCUCACCC